This is a messenger RNA of Ostertagia ostertagi, 336 nucleotides long. NCBI's taxonomy places the organism in Eukaryota, Metazoa, Nematoda, Chromadorea, Rhabditida, Trichostrongylidae. The record is from the annotation of a GenBank genome assembly.
AUGCUCAAUAGCCACGCAUCAAAAUGCGUCGUGUCGUUUCAACCCAUCUCGCCGAGAAUAGCAGUGAUCACUUUGGGCGGAACCGUCAAGUCGCACAUAGUGAGCGUAUACGCUCCGACGGAACCGAGCGACGACGGUAUGAAGGACGAAUUCUAUAUGCAGCUCCAAGACGUGCUGGACAGCAUUCCCAGAAGAGAUCUCGUUAUCGUCACAGGCGAUCUGAACGCUAGAACUGGCGCCGACAGAACCGGAUGGGAACCUGUGAUGGGCCGAUUUGGCGUAGGGAGAAAUGAACAACAAUGGUUUGCGGCUGCUUUCGUUUGCCACGUUCAAUGA